AUGGCGGUUUGGAUCCAAAGAGAAUACAAUAAGUGCCCCGACAAGCUUGGUCUGAAAAUGGUCCAUGUUUUCAUGGAAGCCAACAAUGACAUUCUAGAAGAGCGCCAUGUGUAUGUUGGUUGGCACAACUCGCCCAUCUUGCACCAACAGAUCCAUCUGACUGGGCUUGGAAAAUAUGCCUUUUACCCCCAUAUGCUUGGAUACAUGAGUUCCGCCAUCGCAGGUCAUCGAGUGUCCAUUCAGCUUGGUGAAUUUGAUCACGGUAUGCGCAACCAGAUUGUAGAGUUGGCAGGCGAUAUGACCAACAGUUUUUCUCUAACUGGAGAAGACGGCAACUGCCAGGCUUGGCUACAGCGCCUGCUUAGACUCAUGUCCCAGAAUGGUCUUAUUGCACCUGACAUAAACGAUGUUUAUGCAAAAUUUAUCAAGACAGGCAAUGCGCAUUUGGUCGAAGCAGAACAGCAGAAGAUUGAUGCUGCGUUCGGCCUUACCAGUUCUCAGUCAUUAAAUGUUGACAGAACACUUUUUUAUCACAACCUGUGA
Linnemannia hyalina is the source of this 543-nucleotide messenger RNA. NCBI's taxonomy places the organism in Eukaryota, Fungi, Mortierellomycota, Mortierellomycetes, Mortierellales, Mortierellaceae. The record is from the annotation of a GenBank genome assembly.